AUGGCGCGCGCGCGCGCGAUCGGCGUCGACGUCCGCGCGCGCGUCCACGGUCGCGCGCGCGCGUUCGAGGGCGCGACGCGCGCGGUGCGGACCCGAGCGAGUCGCUCGAGUAAAUCCGGGGCGUUUCCAUCCACCGCGCCGUUCGACCGCGACGUCGACGACGCGAUCGCGCGCUGGGGCGUGGACGUGGACGAUCUCGGUCGUCGCGCGUCGACGCUCUGGCCGCGCGCGGCGUCGGUGGACGCGCGGUGGACGCGGAUGGGGCUCGGGCGAAAGAAUGAAAAUCUGUACAACGCGCGAGCGAUGGAAACGGUGGCGAUGACGUCGAGCGCGCGUGGGAUGUGCGUGGGGAUGUUCACGUUCGAUGCGUCGGGGGGGUGGACGGGCGCGCGCGCGGCGGAGGGAUUGCGCGCGGAGUUGGCGCCGAUGGCGUGCGCGGCGACGGCGGAGGACGCGUUGCGGGAGACGGAGGGUUUGGCGGUGCGCGUCGACGGCGCGGUGGCGUUUCACCACGAGUGCGUGAUGCGGAAUCCGACGCGGAUGUCCUCCGACGCGGUCUCGAAAGGGUUUCGAUCGGUGGUGUCGACGUGGGGGACGGAGGGUUUGCGGGACGCGCGGGACGCGGGCGAGGAGGCGAAGACGACGCGGUUCGCCCUGGUAGAGUGCGCCGAGGGGUACGUGUUUGGGCUGGUGACGUACGCGCCGUCGAGGGUGAACGAUCGCGCGGUGGAGUGGGCGCGAAAGCCGAGACAUUUUAGCGCGGGGACGCGCGCGGAGCUCGCGCUCGCGUGCGUCAACGUCGCCACGGCGCACGACGUCGAAUCGUUCGACGCCGUGCACGGCGACGCGGUCGUGAUCGAUCCGUGCUGUGGUUCGGGAACGAUGCUUUACGCGGCGUGGACGCGCGGUUUCGCCGCCGCGGCGCAAAACGUCGGGCACUUUGUCGCGCGGACGGGAAGCGAGCACUCGCCGAGCAUCAUCGAGCGAGACGCGCUGAGCGCGAACGCGUUCGACGACGCGUACGGGUCCAAUCGGCGAAAACGCGUGAUCGUAUCCAAUCUCCCAUUCGGGCGUCGCGUCGCGAUCGGCGGCGGCGACGGAGACGGACGAGGCGCUCCGGGAUCAACCGCGAGCGAGUACGCGCCUUUACUCGAGGCGUUUCGCGACGCCGCCGAUCGACACGUGUACAUCAGCGGAGUCCCGAUCGCUGAAAAGAUGCGCGAGCUCGGGUACGAGAACGUGAGCGAGGUGAGUCUGUGCCGAUUCGGUCGAUCGUUCAUGACGGCGGCGCUCGGGAAGACUGCCAGCGAGCCGUUACGGCCGGACGUCUUGUUCACGGUUGAGCAAGCGCUCGAGAACGCGGCUGGGAAGAACGAGAAGCGACGAUCGGCGAGGAAAGCGAAAAAGGCGAGCGUGGAUGUCGAUGCGCGUUUCGCCGAUCCGAACGCGCUGCGCGUCGCCGUGGAUGUGAGCUACGAGCAGGAUUCCGCGCGCGCGAGACGAAGCGUCGCCAAGCAGUUGUGCGAGUGCGUCGGCGUCGCCCAUCGCGAAGAUGCGCUCGCGAUGACGUACUGCGCGUUUCAGGGUGACAUCGCGCAAGAGGCGCGCGAAUUCUUUUUUAGCGAUGGAUGGACAUCAGUGCGCACGGAGUCGCGCGCCGUGGAGGACGCGUUCGAUCCCUCAUCCGUCGUCUACCUCUCGCCCGACGCGACGGACGUCUUGGACGAGGUACGUUCGGAUAAAGUCUACGUCAUCGGUGGGAUCGUGGACCUCGCGACGCGCGGGAUCCCGACCAGUCUCACCAGGGCGACGUCGGCUCGGUUAGAAACCAGGCGCUUGCCGAUUCGCGAGCAUCGCCCCGAUCAGACGCACACCGUGUUGAACAUCGACGCCGUGGUGAAGAUCCUGUGCGCGCGUCAUCGCGGGGAAUCGUGGACGGAGGUGUUCGAACGUGAGCUUCCGAGGAGGCAGGCGUACGAGCGUCCGAAGAGGAACAAGCGCCCGAUACCGUCGACGCCCGUCUGA
Messenger RNA from Ostreococcus tauri, 2025 nucleotides. Its product is annotated as tRNA (guanine-N1-)-methyltransferase, eukaryotic. The coding region runs from base 1 to 2025 and encodes 674 amino acids. The record is from RefSeq and is a predicted model, not a curated record. Lineage: Eukaryota; Viridiplantae; Chlorophyta; Mamiellophyceae; Mamiellales; Bathycoccaceae. Gene Ontology annotation, biological process: tRNA N1-guanine methylation. Gene Ontology annotation, molecular function: tRNA binding. Gene Ontology annotation, cellular component: nucleus. The transcript is spliced from 2 exons.